Molecule: messenger RNA, 498 nt
Organism: Piliocolobus tephrosceles (Ugandan red Colobus)
Lineage: Eukaryota; Metazoa; Chordata; Mammalia; Primates; Cercopithecidae
Gene: UBD
Product: ubiquitin like modifier D
Exons: 2
Biological process (GO): response to type II interferon; response to tumor necrosis factor; positive regulation of canonical NF-kappaB signal transduction
Cellular component (GO): nucleus
Molecular function (GO): protein binding; proteasome binding
Source: RefSeq, a predicted model, not a curated record
AUGGCUCCUAAUGCUUCCUGCCUCAGUGUGCAUGUUCAUUCCAAGAAAUGGGAUUUAAUGACCUUUGAUGCCAACCCAUAUGACAGCGUGAAAAAAAUCAGUGAACACGUCCGGUCUAAGACCAAGGUUCCUGUGCAGGACCAGGUUCUUUUGCUGGGCUCCAAGAUCCUAGAGCCACAGAGAAGGCUCUCAUCUUAUGGCAUUGACAAGGAGGAGACCAUCCACCUUACCCUGAAAGUGGUGAAGCCCAAUGAUGAGGAGCUGCCCUUGUAUCUUGUGGAGUCAGGUGAUGAGGGGCAGAGGCACCUCCUCCAGGUGUGAAGGUCCAGCUCAGUGGCACAAGUGAAUGCAAUGAUCGAGACCAAGACGGGUAUAACCCCUGAGACCCAGAUUGUGAAUUGCAAUGGAAAGAGACUGGAAGAUGGGAAGAUGAUGGCAGAUUAUGGAAUCAGAAAGGGCAACUUACUCUUCCUGACAUCUUAUUGUAUUGCAGGGUGA